CCGCAAGUGUUCGUCUUCCCAAUUGAUCUCUCUCUCUCUCUCUCUCGUUCUCUUCACACAGAAAAAACCUCUCACCACGGUAACAAAAAAAAAAACCCUAAAUCGACGCGUCUCCGUACACUGCUCCGCCUCCACUUUCCGCUGUUUCAACUUGUUUCAACUUUCGAGUAACGGAAUCCUAGCAGCUUGCUGCUGCUAGUAUCUCAUUCUCGCCGCCGGAAGAACGGUUUCGCACCUCCGAUUCAACGUGUUUAAAGAUUUUACUACGUCUGCUGUUCAAUGAGCACUGGUAUUGCAUCUACAUCUUUUGUUCCAAUGGACGUUUCUGAGGCUGAAGAUGCAGAUAUAAAAAGUUGGAACACGUUAUUCAACGCUUUGAAAUCUUGUGGGAUUCUACACGGUGGUACUAUAAACCCCUCAGAAAUUGCAAUGGGACUUGAGUAUGAAGAAGCUAGAAAAGAGUCACUAGAACUGAAAAGUCAUCUCAGGAGCGUUAGAAAUAAGGUGGAGUUGGUGAAUUUGAGAAAUCAACUUAAAAAUCGAGAAAAGCUGGACAGUUUUAUUAUGUUAGAGUCAAGUAAUAAACGCUUUGAUACCACUCUCAGAAUUGACCUCAGAGAUCAAGAACCACAGGAAGCGAUUUCGUUUUUAAAAAUCCAUAUAUGGAUCGGCUACAACCUCAGAACUGUGCGUCACAUAAAUGUAAUAACUGGAAAUACAAAUCAAGAUUUGAACUUAAAGUUAAAGAUCAGUAAUUUCUUAUUUCAUACAAAUGUUCAUUCCGAAGAAAACAGCAUCAGAGAUGGAUUCGAUAUUGCAUUUUAUCCAGGCCAAAAAGACGCUAUCUUUCCGUGUGAAGAGAUUCGGUCGGGGAAUGAUUCUGAAGUACAAAGUUGGGAGAGAGUUUUACAAUCUUUACUAUCAUGUAACAAAUUUCAUGAAAAUAUUAACCUGCAAGAUGUUGGAACAAUUGCCGACUGUAGAGAUUUCAAGGAAAAAACAUCAGAAAUGGAAACUCAAGUCAAAUGUGUUGAGAAGCUUGUUGAAGAGUUUAUAUCUACCGGACAACUAAAACUUGCAAAUGAAUGGGAACAACAUGUAAAAGCAGCAAGAAAGAAGAUAGAUAAUGAUAAGAAGAAAAAUAGCUUCAAGCUAAUUGAGUUGAGGCAUAAAGAAAUUCGAAAUCAAAUAAUUUUUGAUUUACAUGGUCUCCAUACUGAUGAAGCUCUAUGGUUUGUAAAGCUUCAUCUAUUCUUGUUUUAUAACCUUCGGACUGUAAAAGUGAUAUAUGUAAUCACUGGGCAUGGUGAAUCUAGAGACAAUGUUUCGGUGCUGAAAGAGAAGGUCGGUAAACUGUUAACAAAAAUUGGAAUCCAACCUGUACUUUCAAAUAAAGGCCGAUAUGAAAUACAACUUCCUGAGGAACAAAAAGAUUUUAACUGUUUGUUGGAUAAUUCAGAUUGGAAUUGAUAUUCAUGUUUUUUUUUAGUAUUUUUAAAAUGAUGAAAUUGAGGACUUAAUCCAGAAAUUGCAGCAACAC
Molecule: messenger RNA, 1540 nt
Organism: Lactuca virosa
Lineage: Eukaryota; Viridiplantae; Streptophyta; Magnoliopsida; Asterales; Asteraceae
Source: the annotation of a GenBank genome assembly